UGGGUGUUUGAGAUUUCUGUUUCUACCACAGUACUAAAAGUUAACUUGAGAUGGACACAAAAUUGAGAAGAGUUCUCUCAGCAGUCAUUCGAACCUCAGCCUUGUCCAGCCUUGUGACACAAAGCAAGACAACCACACUGCCUUUUUUCAAACCGAGUAUUCACGUCACACUUCGGCCUUCACAGCUAAAGGUUCGUGAACGAAGUGACGAAAAUGGUUUUCUUCACGCUGAUGCCGUCACUAAAUCUAACAAUGCUACUUAAGCCCUGUCUCAAGAUGCACAUGCCACUGCCCCCAGAUCCUCAUUAUCCGCGACCUGAUUCUCCUACUUCUUUCUUUCUCUCUCCACUCCUUUGUCUGACAUCAACCCCACAUCUCAUACGGACACAGCACUAGUCGGCGACACCAUGCCUCCCAAGUUCAUCUUCUUCGACUGCGACAACACACUCGUCCUGUCCGAGGAUCUCGCUGUCGAAGGCUGUGCCGAUCUCGUCAACCAGAUCCUCGCGACGAAGGGUGUGCCCGAACGCUUCACUCCAGAAACCCUGAUCGCAAACUUCAUUGGCCACACCUUCCGCAGCAUCAUCGUGAGCUUACAACAACAAUAUGGAUUCAGUCUCGCUCCCGAGGAGCUGAAAGCCUACGUCAAGAUGGAAGAAGAAAGAGUGAUCGCGCAGUUCACGGAGCAGGGCAGACCGACUGAUGGCAGUCUUGAAGUCUUCGAACGACUCCAGCAUGACAGCAGAUACACCCUCGCUGUCGUCUCGUCUUCCGCUAUCGGCCGGAUCCGCGCUUCCCUGGCUAAAACAGGUCACGACAACUUCUUGGACCCAAACCAUGUUUUUUCCGCUGCAAGUUCGCUGCCCUGUCCGACUGCCAAACCGAAUCCUGCGAUCUAUCUUUACGCCAUGGAACGACUGGGUGCAGGUCCGAAAGAAUGUGUCGCCAUCGAAGACAGUAUCUCCGGAUGUCGUGCUGCUGUGCAGGCGGGGAUUCCUACGAUCGGAUAUGUGGGGGCGUACCAUACAGACAUGAAGAGAUGUGAGAUGAUGGAGCGUUUGAUCGAUGCAGGAUGUCAGGGAAUACUGUGGGAUUGGAGCGAGUUUGAGGAUACUCUGGCGGAGAUGGAACGAUGCUACGCUUGAAAAUUGGUGCUGGUCGAGUGAUCUGAACGGGGGGGAGGCAA
Exophiala viscosa is the source of this 1186-nucleotide messenger RNA. RefSeq names its product HAD-like domain-containing protein. Lineage: Eukaryota; Fungi; Ascomycota; Eurotiomycetes; Chaetothyriales; Herpotrichiellaceae. The record is from RefSeq and is a predicted model, not a curated record. The transcript has a single exon. Bases 408 to 1145 code for a protein of 245 amino acids.